AUGGUCGGGCAAACGAGGAACAAGCUCAAAGAAGCGGCCUCAGAGCCGUCGUACUCUCUCCGCUCCACGCAGUCUAAGCAGCGGCGGCGCCGGGCCACCGGAGCCGGAGAGCCGGAGUUGGACGAGGAGCCGAAGGGGAAGGUGAAAAAGACGGAGCUGCCUUUGCCCGCACGCGGGGGGAACCUGCCAGGGGGCGCCCGGAAGUACUCGCCGCGGAGGACCCGAAACCUGAACGCGCAGAAUUGCCUGCAAAUGGAAGUGGUCGGAAGGACCGUUCUUCUCGGCCGCUUUCAAUUCCUCAGAUGUUUCAUGGAGCAGCUCCGCGAUAAGGUGCAUCUAUUGCGGAGAUAUCAGUUCACGGGCAGUAUGACCCUCAGCAUAGCUGUCUUUGUGGCAAUUUUGCACUGGAUACAUUUAAUAACACUUUUUGAAAAUGAUCGUCAUUUUUCUCACCUCUCAUCCUUGGAACGGGAGAUGACUUUUCGCACUGAAAUGGGACUUUAUUAUUCCUACUUCAAAACCAUUAUCGAAGCACCUUCAUUUUUGGAAGGACUAUGGAUGAUUAUGAAUGACAAGCUUACUGAAUAUCCCCUUGCAAUUAAUACAGUGAAACGCUUCCAUCUUUAUCCAGAGGUGAUUAUAGCCUUCUGGUAUCGCACAUUUAUGGGAAUAAUGAAUUUAUUUGGGCUGGAAACAAAGACCUGCUGGAAUGUGACGAGAGUAGAACCUCUAAAUGAAGUUCAAAGCUGUGAAGGCAUGUUUCUUCCUAAAAUGCUGUUACGAGGCCCCCGCGAUCAGCUUUCCCGGCCCUCGCCUAUUGCGGGGGUCUCCACUCCUCUCCCUCCGUCCCGGGCGCGCGCGCCUUCCGAGGACCCGGGCAACGAUGAGCCAUGCCUCCCGGAGUCCCACACCCCACCUGUCCCGGCGCCGUCGGAAGAGCCGGGUCAGCCCGCUGCCACCGUCCCCGCCGCCGCCUCCAGCGAAGGAGCCGGGCAGAGCGCGCGGGCCACGGGACUUACCGAGAGGCGAGCGCCGCCGUCGGGGGAGGGCGUGUCCCGCACGUGGGUGUCCGCGCGUGUCCGCGCCCGCGUGUGCCCGCGCGCGUGCCUGGCCGUGGGCGCCGAGCCGGGCAGCACUGAGUCCCUGGGCGCCGACGGGCUCAGCCCAUGGUGUGGGCGCCGGCCUCCGGGAGGUUCUGGCUCCCGCCAAUCGCCGAGCAGGGCUGCCGCCCCGACGCGCAGCUCGAGAUCCGGGAGUGCACGCCGGGGGCGGGGCGGGGCGCGGGGGCGUGAGUGGCCCGGGGCGCGGGGGUGCGCGCGCGCGCGCGUCCAAGUGCGCGUGGGUAUGCGGGCGCGCGUGGCCGUGAGCGCGCCCUCGGGCCGGGGAGCGCGGGCGGCGCGGGCAGGUCUGGACCCCGCUUGGCUUUAG
Molecule: messenger RNA, 1428 nt
Organism: Lagenorhynchus albirostris (white-beaked dolphin)
Lineage: Eukaryota; Metazoa; Chordata; Mammalia; Artiodactyla; Delphinidae
Product: probable C-mannosyltransferase DPY19L2
Exons: 2
Coding region: 1-1428 (475 amino acids)
Biological process (GO): spermatid development
Cellular component (GO): nuclear inner membrane
Molecular function (GO): mannosyltransferase activity
Source: RefSeq, a predicted model, not a curated record